Prunus armeniaca (apricot) is the source of this 480-nucleotide messenger RNA. NCBI's taxonomy places the organism in Eukaryota, Viridiplantae, Streptophyta, Magnoliopsida, Rosales, Rosaceae. The record is from the annotation of a GenBank genome assembly.
AUGAUUGCUGGAAAGAGAUGCUUUAUGAAUGGGGAUUUGAGUGAGGAGAAGGAGGAAAGGCAGUGGCAAAAAGCCAUGGGGGAGUUCAUUGCUGGGUUUGUUUCUGUUGGGGAGAUGCUGUUCCUUGGCUUAGUUUGGUUGGAUUGGGGGACAGCAGAAGGCCAUGAGAGAGAACUGCCAAAGAACUGGACAGUAUUCUUGCUGAAUGGUUGGAGGAGCACAGCAAAAAGAACUAAAGGGGAAGAUCAAGAUUUCAUGGAUGUCAUGCUUUCAGCCAUCGAUGGAGCAUAUAUUGCUGGCUUCGAUGCUGAUACCGUCAUCAAAGCAACAUGUUUGAGGGAGUUCAGAGAAGACGACGAGGAGGGUACCAGGUUCCAAAAGGCCAUGGCGCUAGUGAAACCUGGGAAGAUCACAACUGACCCUCGGGUUUGGGACGACCCGAUGGAGUUCCAAGCUAGAGAGGAUUUCUCACUACCCUAA